This is a messenger RNA of Scleropages formosus (Asian bonytongue), 2615 nucleotides long. It is a transcript of the gene aggf1, whose product is annotated as angiogenic factor with G patch and FHA domains 1. Gene Ontology annotation, molecular function: protein binding; nucleic acid binding. The record is from RefSeq and is a predicted model, not a curated record. The coding region runs from base 151 to 2181 and encodes 676 amino acids. Lineage: Eukaryota; Metazoa; Chordata; Actinopteri; Osteoglossiformes; Osteoglossidae. The transcript has 16 exons.
GUUUUAUUUUAGAAAAAUGGCGGCUUCCAUUGACGUGGAGCGUAAACAUCGCAGCAUUAUCAACAGUUAAUUAUCCGGCGCAGAGGCUGGAUGUCGAAGGUUGGCGAAGGACUGCGAGCUGCUAACAGGCAGUAAAAUUCAGGUGUAAAGAUGGCAGCAGAUGGAGAAGAGAGCCCUGUGUCAGAGCUGUCAGGGUUGCAGAUGAAAGUGGGGACACUUAAGAAGAAGCUGAGGAUGUGUAAAAGUGAGAUCCACAAGUUACAGAAGAAACUGUGCAAAUCGCGGCAGCAACAGGAAGCCACCGAGCGAUACAAUGAUGACUUGAGAACACAGGUUGAUAAAUUAAGUGCAGAAAUCCAUGGACGUAAACAGAAAGAAAAGAACAGAGUAGAUGCAGAAACACAAACUGAUAACUAUUCUUCCUGGACGGAAUCUGAUUACUACAACUACUAUUAUGGGACUUAUUAUCAGAGUGGAAGUGAGCCAUCGGAAGUGCAGACUGAAACGAAUUCUGAGAUGCCCAAUAACUCUGAAACUACUGAUACAAGUGGAGCACUGACAGGGCAUGUUCCAGACUGUGCACACUCCACGGAAGAUUCUGGUAUUGCCUCCAAGUCAGAGGAUACCAAUGGCACCUCCAUUGCUGACAUGAUUCGUGCCACAGCUGAAGAAGCGGUCUCUCAGACAGGAUUUGUCUUUGAUGAAGCAUCUGGGAUGUAUUACGAUCACAGUACAGGCUUUUAUUAUGAUUCGAGCAGUCAGUUGUACUACGACGCAAAUACGGGGAUGUAUUACUACUAUGAUACCGAUAGUGGGCGGUAUCAGUUUCACUCCCGAGUGGAGAUGCAGCCUUACCAGGCUACUACUGAGCCAAGCCAAGACAAGAAAAGCAAAAAAAGAAAGGGAACUGAAAGAUCCACUCCGAAAGAUAAGAGCCUCAGAGCUGAAACAGACAUGGAGGAGUGUGAAAGCAAGAGGGCUGAGCAGAUGCGAAAGAGGAUUCUGGAGUACUCAGAGGAUGGGGAGGUGGAGAGGGCUGAGGAUUCCAAAAGAGGCAGGUGUGCAGUGCGGUCUGAUCCCAGCAAUCAUUGGACUACACGCUCCUGCAACUCCAGCAGCGAGAGUGAGCCUGAGGAGGGUGAAAUCAGGGAGUCUGAUGGAGAUCAAGACUCCUACUCUGAUCCAUCUGCUGCUGCUGAUGGCUCUGGGUCUGAGGAGGAGGAGCUGGAAGUGCAAGAAGAAGCAUGGCCGCCUUGUGUGAGAGUGACAGUAGUCCGCUCUCCAGUCUUGCAGACGGGGACCCUCUAUAUCAUCACAGCUGAUACACCGGCAACCAUUGGCAGGGAGAAAGACAUGGAUCAUACAAUCCGAAUACCUGAAAUGGGUGUCAGUAAGUUCCAUGCCGAGGUACGUUUUGAUCCAGAUUUACAGUGCUACUUACUGGUGGACCAAGGGAGCCAGAAUGGAACCGUGAUCAAUGGGAACAGGAUUCUACAACCUAAAACCAAGUGUGAGCCUUGUGUGCUGGCGCAUGGAGAUGAGAUCAAGAUGGGGGAGACCGUUCUGUCCUUCCACAUUCACCCGGGCAAUGAGACGUGUGAUGGCUGCGAGCCGGGCCAGGUCAUCGCACACCUCAGCCGGAACAGGAAGGACGAGACCAGCGGAGCAGUUCUGCCUAAAGAGGAUAAAGAGAUACAACGGCUGAAAGAGCUGAAGCAGAUGAAAGUGAAAUAUGGUCUGACUAAUAGUGAAUACGAGGGAGCCAAAGCACUGAAGAACUCCAAGUACAAGGACCGUGCUGAAGAGCGCCGCCAGGUGGUGGGGAGCGAGGGGACCUUUCAGAGGGAUGAUGCCCCAGCCUCCGUCCAUGUAGAAAUUGGUGAUUCCAACAAAGGUCGGAAGAUGCUGGAGAAGAUGGGCUGGAAGAAAGGUGAAGGACUUGGAAAGGAUGGAGCAGGAAGAAAGGAUCCGAUAAAACUACAAAUCAGGAAGUCACAGGCAGGGCUGGGGGUAAAUGCAGCUGUGUCAGUGGAGGACAUCACACUUCCUUCUUCCAAGAACCAAAAGAACUGGGAGAAGGCAAGGGAGAGAUUUGCUGACAUGUGCCAGCCUCCUGCAUCCACAAAGAAUGAGAAGAACAAGCCUAAAUCUUGGGUUAAAAGUGAUACCACUGAGUCAUGAAAACAGCUGAGUCGGGAUGAUGGAACUCGCUCACAAAUCUCAAAAUUUGUGAGAGACCCUGACCCUCUGCCCCAGGCCCAUUUUACAUAUAUUUGUACAAAUAAAGCUUUAAUGGUGUAUUGGUGCACAUCCUCUUUUUUCUAUUAAUCCAUUAUUUUGUCUCUUCAGUGUGAUCUUGAGGUGAGAAAUCAUAUAGUUUUUUUAAUGAUGGUGUGCAACACACAAUAUUCUUCAGCACAUAUUGGGAUCAUGGAAGUUAGCAUAAAUUGGAUGUCCAAGAACCACACUUUCUCGUGCCAGUGUGGGACAUGUAACAACAAUAACUAUGUCCUAGGUGUUAUGCAGUGUCGUUCGCUGAUAAGCAUAAUGAAAACUGCUCAAGUUGAACUGACCUCCAAAAUGUACAAAAAGCAUUUUUAAAAUGUAAAAUUAAU